Molecule: messenger RNA, 2158 nt
Organism: Punica granatum (pomegranate)
Lineage: Eukaryota; Viridiplantae; Streptophyta; Magnoliopsida; Myrtales; Lythraceae
Source: RefSeq, a predicted model, not a curated record
AUGGAGACUGCUUUCUUGAGAACCGGCGGGCUCAUUUGUCUGCCCAAAAGCCCCAGAAGGACAACCGCCUUCCUCAGCUCCUCCAAUGGCCUAAAGCACAGAGCUUUGUCCCUAAAAACCACUUCCCUUUCUGGGUUCCCCUUAUCUCUCAAGAACUCAUACAAAUUCAAUGGCUUUACCUCGAAUCCUGGUGGGGUUUUUCAGAAGAACAGGAGCUUCCACAUCUGCAGGGCUGAGACUGCUGCAGCAGCUUCAGCUGACGGGCAGCCACUGUUUGCUGAACCUGAGAAGCCCAAAAUCUUCGGCAUUGAGACUGUGACUUUCAAGAAGAUUAUCCCCCUCGGGCUAAUGUUCUUCUGCAUUCUCUUCAACUAUACAAUCCUUAGGGAUACAAAGGAUGUCUUAGUUGUGACAGCUAAAGGGAGCAGUGCAGAAAUUAUCCCAUUCCUCAAAACAUGGGUCAAUCUGCCGAUGGCUGUUGGCUUCAUGUUGCUGUACACCAAAUUGGCCAACGUGUUGUCAAAGAAAGCCCUCUUCUACACAGUCAUUGUUCCCUUCAUUGCCUUCUUUGGAGCAUUUGGUUUUGUGCUGUACCCUCUUAGCAACUACAUUCACCCUGAGGCUCUUGCCGAUAAGCUUCUUGGUACGCUCGGUCCAAGGUUUCUUGGCCCACUUGCAAUAUUGAGGAUAUGGAGCUUCUGCUUGUUCUAUGUCAUGGCUGAACUGUGGGGCAGUGUUGUCAUCUCAGUGCUAUUCUGGGGAUUUGCCAAUCAGAUUACAACAGUUGAUGAGGCCAAAAAAUUCUAUCCCCUCUUUGGGCUUGGCGCGAAUGUUGCCCUUAUAUUUUCUGGUCGAACAGUGAAGUACUUCUCCAAUUUGAGAAAAAAUCUUGGCCCUGGAGUUGAUGGCUGGGCCAUCUCGUUGAAAGCUAUGAUGAGCAUCGUGGUUCUGAUGGGACUUGCAAUUUGUGGCCUUUACUGGUGGGUCAACACUUUCGUUCCUCUUCCAACCCGUAGCAAGAAGAAGAAGGAAAAGCAUAAGAUGGGAACGAUGGAGAGCUUGAAGUUCUUGGUCUCUUCCCGAUAUAUUCGGGACCUCGCCACUCUGGUGGUUGCAUAUGGUAUUAGCAUCAACCUCGUCGAGGUUACAUGGAAAUCAAAGCUCAAAGCCCAAUUCCCAAGCCCUAAUGAGUACUCUUCCUUCAUGGGCGACUUCUCGACUGCGACAGGAAUUGCAACCUUCACGAUGAUGCUUCUUAGCCAGUUUAUCUUCGACAAGUACGGAUGGGGAGUUGCUGCUAAGAUUGCACCCACUGUGUUGCUUCUGACGGGAGUUGGGUUCUUCUCUCUGAUAUUGUUUGGCGACCCCUUCGCUCCUACCCUGGCAAAGUUUGGGAUGACCCCUCUUCUUGCAGCUGUCUAUGUCGGUGCCAUGCAGAACAUUUUCAGCAAGAGUGCCAAGUACAGCUUGUUUGACCCAUGCAAAGAAAUGGCUUAUAUUCCGCUUGAUGAGGACACCAAGGUGAAAGGAAAAGCAGCAAUUGAUGUUGUGUGCAACCCAUUAGGCAAGUCGGGAGGGGCCCUGAUCCAGCAGUUCAUGAUCCUAACCUUUGGCUCUCUGGCUAACUCCACUCCCUACCUCGGAGGGAUCUUAAUGGUGAUUGUGCUUGGUUGGCUCGCUGCAGCUAAGUCCCUGGACACCCAAUUCACCGCCUUACGCCGUGAGGAAGAACUCGAGAAGGAGAUGGAGCAGGCGAGCGUUAAGAUCCCAGUCGUGGCCCAGAACGAAAGUGGAGGCACUUCUGUUGGGGGCGACUUGAGUUUAAAUCCUACAGCUGGUGACUCCUCGACCAGUUGAUCAUAAGCCUUGAAUAGACAACUGAAUAAGGAAUGUUUCGAUGGAGUAGACGAGAUGGUGGAUGCUUCUGAUCGGUUUAGGCCCGUCGAGUUUUGAUCUGGUAGAACAAAGAGCGGGUAUAGAAGUUCAUCGCAAUUGGAUCUCGAUGAGUUAGAUUUAAUUGUUGCAAGUUAUAGAGUUUGAGGGUUGUAGUUAUUGACCAUCUCCUGUAUCAUUUCUUGAAAAAAAAAGAAAAAGAAAUCCAGAACAGCCACCAAACAUAUAAACAAUUUGGACCAACGUUAUUUAUUGUUGGGGACGA